CUCUGAGCAAAAUUCAUAGAAGAGCAUUUAUGAGAGCAAGUGAAGCAAAGCUGAUACCAGUAAACAAACAAGUGCAAUUUUAUUAUCUGCUGCAUUACGGAGCAAAACAAAAAAUAACGAAAGACCUGCAUCUAGGACUUUUUACUCUGCUUUUUUUUUUGACUGUGACAGAAGCCCCAAAUGGAGCCUCCAAUGCAAAUAGCGAAGAACCAAAAUGAAGCUUUUUGUUGUCCUGGUGGCCUUGGUGGUACUUCUGGCCGUUUUCACAGAUGCAUCACCAAUUGUCACGGAAAAACAGGCCAAACAAGUUUUACGGAGUAAGCGUUCUGACAGACCAUGGAAGGCAGGACAUUCCGAUGAACCGAUGAGGGAGUACAUGCUCUACCUGCAGCGUCUGGAGCAGAGGUCAGAAGAACAGUUCUACGAGCACUGGUGGAAUCCUCACUGUCAGCCUCACUGUAAUCGCAAUAUCGUCAACCCUGUUUAAUGUCUACAACGUGUCUGUACACCUGAAGAAGAUCUGGACCUGAUCAGAGGAGACUGUCGCAAAUACGAAGAAUCUGCUUUCUGCUUGUUUUCCCGUGUUUUGCCCUACAAGCACUGGUAUCCCUAGGGCACCAGGACCACACCAGUAGCAUCCUAUCAAACUAUCCUGUCGAACUGAGAAUUUUGCUAUAGUGGAGGGUGGAGAACAAACGCCAUGAGUAAUUAUAAAUUGCUCGUGAACAUCAAUGAACAUACGUAGUUUCAGUUGUAUAUUUAUCCGUAUGUUAUAUACAAAUGAUAUAAAGCAUUACGCCUGUAAACAUUGUACUCCACUGUAUAUAUGCAUGUAGACUGUAUAGCCAGAUGA
This is a messenger RNA of Bufo gargarizans (Asiatic toad), 853 nucleotides long. It is a transcript of the gene C6H17orf67, whose product is annotated as chromosome 6 C17orf67 homolog. Lineage: Eukaryota; Metazoa; Chordata; Amphibia; Anura; Bufonidae. The record is from RefSeq and is a predicted model, not a curated record. The transcript has 6 exons. The coding region runs from base 215 to 487 and encodes 90 amino acids.